Messenger RNA from Patiria miniata (bat star), 3887 nucleotides. RefSeq names its product calcium-activated chloride channel regulator 1-like. Bases 113 to 3130 code for a protein of 1005 amino acids. NCBI's taxonomy places the organism in Eukaryota, Metazoa, Echinodermata, Asteroidea, Valvatida, Asterinidae. The transcript has 16 exons. The record is from RefSeq and is a predicted model, not a curated record.
UCUAGCUGUGGCCAGUGGUCACCGGACAAGUUGAAAAAUUAACGCAUUAAACCGAUGGUUGUGGUCGCGGGCAGGUUAAUAACUCGACCGCCGGGAAACUUGCAUAACAAAGAUGGGUCUUCGCUCGGCCGUAGUAACUGUAGCCAUUCUCCUAUUGGUCCAUUCAAACGUAGACGCCUUGACCAGGCCCUCGUCAAUCCGCCUGGAAAACAACGGCUACACGGGUAUCGUGGUUGCCAUUCACAACAAUGUUCCGGAAAAUGAUGAACUAAUUGAGCGUAUUAAGUACAUGUUCACCGAGGGAUCAAAGUACCUCUACGAAGCUACCCGGAAACGCGCCUACUUUGAUAAAGUCACCAUCCUGGUGCCCAAAACAUGGACGCCUAAGCCGGAGUACCAGUUGCCUGGCAACGUGACGUUCGACUACGCCGACGUCAUCGUGGCCCCGCCCAAUCCGCGCUGGGCACCGCUGCAGUACACGAAGCAGUACCAGGGAUGCGGCGAGCAAGGCAUCCAUAUACAUUUCUUGGAGUCAUUCUUAUCUGAUCCCAAUACGGAACUGUACUACGGCCCUCUUGGGCGCAUGCUCGUGCACGAGUGGGGUCAUCUUCGCUGGGGGUUAUUCGACGAGUACCCGGAUGCUGUAGGCGAUCCCGACAACUACCAGGAGUUCUACUUCUCACCAAUCACCAAUCAGUUUGAAGGAGUCAGGUGUUCCUAUGACUACAAGGCCGUCCCCCUGAUUUUCUUCCCCGACAACUUGUUCUACCGGGAAUGCAACGGCGGCCCGGACGUUGGAUACGAGGAUGGUUGCGUGUAUUACGUAAUAGUGAAUCAGGAUGACGUCACAUCGUCCAUUAUGUACGGCACCUAUCCUCUAGAACUAAUCGCCAAUUUUUGUGACGACGAUGAAACCAAUGAGUCAAACCUGCACAACCGAGAGGCGCCAAACAAACACAAUCGCCUUUGCGGACGUCGGAGUAAUUGGGAGGUCCUACGAGAUCACGUGGACUUCCAAGGAGAUAAAAACCCACCCCGCAACAUGACUGAAGAGGAGCUGGUACCUGAGUUUACCAUUGUCCAGCACAAAGACAUCCGCGUUGUUCUACUGAUGGAUACGUCUGGGAGCAUGACCACGGACAACCGUUUCAGCAAGAUGAUCAGCUCCUCCGCCAACUACAUCUCGUCCAUCGUAACGGAUGGCAGCUACAUCGGCAUCGUUGAGUUCAACUAUGUCGGCAUCAUACUCAAGAACCUGACGCUGGUUACCAGUGAUGACGACCGCCAGGCACUGCUGGAAUCUCUCCCGCCAGAUGCGGCUGGAAGCACGGCUAUUGGGGACGGGCUCUUAAAGUCAAUAGAGGUUUUAUCCUAUGGAGGGAGGAACCCAGCCGGCGGCAUCAUCUUACUCAUAUCGGACGGUGAUGAAAGGGAGGCGCCCUAUAUCGAUGACGUCAUCGAUGACGUCACUAGGUCAGGGGUCAUCGUGGACAGCCUGGCCUUCACACAGAACGCCGAUUCUAAGCUCUUUAAAUUGUCAGACGCUACUGGAGGCAAAUCUUUCUUUUACUCGAACGAGCCUGGCUCCAACACGCUCUACGAGGCGUUUGCUUCCACAAUGGAACGCGGUGACGUCAGAGAUGCCGACAAACGCGUACAGCUCUUCGGUACUUCCUGGACACUAGUCGCUAGCGAAACGCGAGAGGGCGGUAUCUUCAUGGACAACACACUCGGGCGCAAGACCGAGUUCGCAUUCUCAUGGACAACCACAGACCAGCUUGCCAUCGAGGUUACACUGACGGACCCCAAUGGUACCGUCAUCAACUCGACGUACGAUGGUUAUGGCGUGGACGUCACCUUCAGACUGCUCACCAUCAAACUCCCCGGCGUCGUGCAGCCUGGUGCCUGGGAGUUCGCUGUUCGGAACCUGGACGACUCCGACGACGAGGAGGUCAGCAUCACAAUAUCCUCGUACCCAGCAAGUGAUGACGUAGAGCCCAUCAUCGUGACGUCAGAGCUGAGCGGCUCCAUCACGGCCUUCGAGCGAGGCGAGCCUUUGGUGGCAUACGCCGAGCUCCGGCAGGGUUUCAGUCCCAUCAUCUACGCCAAUGUCUACGCCACGAUUGAAAGACCGGGAGGCUACGAUCCUGUGCAGUUGCAGCUGCUGGAUAACGGAGCAGGCGUGGAUGUGACCAAGAAUGACGGGGUCUACUCUCGAACCUUCACCGAUUUCACUGGCGUCGGUUUCUACGGCAUCAAGAUUGACGUGGACAACAACAACGGGAAUGCCGUGGUGGUGGACACUGCACCAUUCUCCAAGGCUCGACCCAUCAUCAGCCCAGAUAAAGUCUUCGAUCUACCCACUAUAGGUGGCUUCGAGAUUCCCCUGCCCGGUACACCUCCCGAGGAGCCCAAGGGCCGCUCCGCUCCUUACUUCAGCCGAGGCAUUUCCGGGGGUUCCAGCCGUGUUGAGAGCGAACCGCCGGGCUUCACCCCCGGAAGUGAUACCUUCCCACCAGGCACUGUGAUUGAUCUCCGGGUCAGCGCGUCCUCGUUCGAGAAUGCGACAGUGACGUUGGCCUGGACCGCGCCUGGUGACGACUUGGACAACGGAGCAGCUUCCCGUUACGAAAUCGUCAGGGCGACUUCAAUCCUAGCCUGGCAGAACGACUCAACCCCCGAGUCGCAUUACGUCAUCUCCGCUGAUGACAUCAUCCAGGGGAACCUCAGCGAACCUCAGGACUACGGCCAACGGGAAGUCUACGUGAUCCAGGUCCCCAUCGCAGAGAACGCUACCGUGGCUUCCUACGCGUUCGUGCUCCGCGCGUUCGACGACGCCGGUUUGGUGUCGCGGUUUUCCAACGCAGUGCAGGCCACGCUGCGCGAGUACGUCCCACCGUCCGGACCGUCCAAAGACCCAGAGAAGGAAGGGCUCACCGGAGGUCAGAUCGCUAUGAUUGUGUGCCUCACCGUUGGGGGCGUUCUACUCAUUGCUGUGUUGAUUGUCGUGGGAGUCAAGUGUGCGAAUUCCAAGGAAAAGAAGGUGGACAGUGGAAAGGAAAAGAAAGUGGGAGAGACUGUGGAAGAAGUUGAUGGACAUGCCAAUAACGCAUACACUGUCAGCCCUUGAGAAUCAAAUAAACAAUGACACUUGAGUUAACUGUGAUUAUUGAUUUAAUUAUUGUCAUUUAUCAUUUGCAAUACAUUUUUCUAUAGAAUUCCCUUUGGAGACAAUAAUAUUGUGCCUGCUAACGCGUAUAUUUUGCAAUAAUUCAAAUUACUCCAAAUAAUUCGUCAACUACACUAUUGGUUUGGAAGCCUGUAGAGGUAAAUACAAAAACCCAUUGCAGUGAUUUCUGGCAGGUUUCAAACCAUUAUCUGUACAUGUAUUAGUAUUAGUUGUAUUGGAACAUAAGUAAAUGUAUUAGUUUGUAUUAGAACAUAAUCUAAAAGCCCGGUAAUGGAAAAUAAUUGUAUACGUCAUUACUAACGUUCAUGACUUGAAUUUCAAGCAAAACUAUGGAUAGGCCUAUAUAAAGAAGCACAAGGCCACAUAUAAAAUUAUAGGGUGCGUUGGUUAACAUGCUUUAUCCGCAGUUGUUAACAUAGAAGAAUAAUAACAUAUCAGUUAAGUGUCCUGCCCUUUUUUGAUGGGAAAACGGAACCUAAAAGUUCCCCAACUUUGUGUCGUUAUGUUUGAGUAUUGACGAAAUGAAAUGUUCCCCUUGACACUUCUCUGCCUCCGCAAUAAAUCCGGUAUAAUGCUAAACUAUUGAUGCUAAACUAUUUCAAAUUAAUUGUGUACAUUAAGAUAGUUUUGUGAAUAGAAUUAUACCUUUUUGAAGUAUUUAUGAGCAAUAAACCCCAAUUCACAGACAAGAUAAACA